GUUAUUUUGGCCAUGUCAGUGACUGCCCGAUUCACUGAUGACUUUUACCAACUUCUGGAUGAGAAAAACGCAGACGAUAACUUUAUUUCCUCACCCCUUUCCGUGGAAAUUGUUAUGAGCAUGGCUUACAUGGGAGCUGGAGGAAAUACAGCCGAGGAAAUGAGAAAGGUUCUGAAACUUCCUGCCGAUAAGAAGGAAGUGGCCAAAAAAUACAAUGACCUUCUGACGAAUCUCAAAGGACGUGAGAAAGGUGCGAUCCUCGAAAUGGCAAACCGCAUAUUCGUGAACGAUAAGUAAGUGCCUGAGUAUAACCAGGUGGUCAGGGAUUCCUUCAAGGCUGAGGCUCAGGCUAUCAACUUACGAAAUCCAGACGAGGCCGCUUCGAUUGUCAAUAAGUGGGUGGCAAAUCAGACCCAUGACAAAAUCCAUGACAUUGUUAAAUCCAAUAAUUUAAAUUCGGAUACAAAAGUGGUACUCGUCAAUGCCAUUUACUUGAAAGGACAGUGGGAUCGAAAAUUCGAUCCUAAGAAUACCAAGACUUCCGAUUUUCGCACUACUGACCAAAAUCGCGUUUCUGUCCAGAUGAUGUCAAAUAAUAAAGCUUACAGUGCAGAAUAUUUUAAAGAUUUAGAUGCCAAGGUGAUUGAGCUACCUUAUCGUGAUUCCGAACUUUCAAUGUUUAUAUUUUUGCCCGAAAAAGUUGAUGGUCUGAAGGAAUUGGAGAAAAAGAUCAGAGGUUUUUCACGGCCUCUCGGUCUUUAUCAAGUAAACUUGAAGCUUCCCAAAUUCAAGAUUGAGUAUUCCGAAGACCUUAAAAGUAUUCUUCAGACGAUGGGCAUACGCUCUGCGUUUGAAUUGGCAGAUUUUAGCGGCCUAGUAGAACCCGGCAAUAUGAAUAUCGGUAAGGUGUUACACAAGGCCUUCAUUGAAGUUAAUGAAGAGGGGACCGAAGCAGCGGCUGCCACAGCUUUAGUUUUUGAACAUACCUCCAAGCCGUUAGUCUUGCCAACUCUAAAUAUCACUGUAGAUCAUCCGUUUGCGUAUACCAUUCGAGACAAGAGCACCAUUUAUUUCCAAGGGCAUGUGGUAAACCCUGGAGCAUAAAGAACUCUUUGCAAAUGUAAUAUUUUUAGUUUAUUAAGUAACCUUUUGCGAGUUGUUUGUGUGACUUUGGAGACCUUACCAAAUUUCGGUAAAAAGUUUGAAUAAAUAGUUGGUCAUGA
Molecule: messenger RNA, 1223 nt
Organism: Drosophila ficusphila
Lineage: Eukaryota; Metazoa; Arthropoda; Insecta; Diptera; Drosophilidae
Product: serine protease inhibitor 42Dd-like
Molecular function (GO): serine-type endopeptidase inhibitor activity
Source: RefSeq, a predicted model, not a curated record